AUGGCACCAGAAGUCAGCCGCACUGAUGUGAAUGACAUACAUCCCUGUUAUGAAAUAUAUAAUGUCUCCUACAGACUGACAAGCACUCCUUCUACAAUAUGUGUUUUAAUAUUUAUUUUUCUUGGGUCAUUAUCUGUUGUCACAGUAUGUGGAAACCUUCUGGUAAUAAUCUCUAUCAUUUACUUCAAACAGCUCCACACUCCUACAAACUCUCUCAUCCUCUCUCUGGCUGUAGCUGACCUGCUUGUUGGUCUUGUAGUUUUUCCUCUCAGCAUGGCCUUCUCUCUUAGCUCAUGUUUACAUUAUGAACAUAUUGAUCUUCUACUUGCACAAAUUUUGGGACCCAUUUUCUCAUUUUACCUCCCAGUGAUCAUAAUGCUCUGUAUCUACCUGAAGAUUUUCCUUGUGGCAGAGAGACAGGCACGCAGCAUCAGGAACACAACAUGUCAGAGCACAAAAUGUGGAGCAACUGUAGGUAAACAUGAGAGAAAGGCCACCAAAACUCUUGCAACAGUUAUGGGAGUUUUUCUGAUGUGCUGGACUCCUUUCUUUCUCUGUUUUACUUUUCAGCUUUUGGAUAAUGUGUCAGUGCCACUUCCUCUGUUUGAAACUCUUAACUGGCUUGCACUGUCAAAUUCAAUGCUCAAUCCAUUUAUUUAUGCUUUCUUUUACAGCUGGUUCAGGUCAGCUUUCAGAAUGAUCAUUUCUGGGAAAAUAUUUCAAGGUGAUUUUGCAGAUACAAAACUGCUUUGA
Molecule: messenger RNA, 753 nt
Organism: Epinephelus lanceolatus (giant grouper)
Lineage: Eukaryota; Metazoa; Chordata; Actinopteri; Perciformes; Serranidae
Source: RefSeq, a predicted model, not a curated record